UGUAAUAGUACAACUAUAACAACAAACAUAAAAUAACUUAAUAUUUCAAAAUGGUAGCUAUUCCGUUUAUACUCUUGUUAUAUAUAAGUUCUUUAGCUAUAUGCAAUGGAGAUGUCAUUGUAGAGACUAGUACAGGUAGAGUAAGUGGAAUACAAGUGAAGUCAAUAUUAGAAAAUGAAAAGUACUACUCUUUUAUGGGUAUACCAUACGCAGAACCGCCAGUUGGUGAACUUAGAUUUAUGCCACCGUUUCCCCACAAUGGAUGGAGUGACAUCCUUUCUGUGAAAAAGGAAAAGAACUCCUGUGCUCAAAAUCGUAUGCCAAUUAGAGGCGCAAAAAACUUUGGAUAUUGCGGAAGUGAAGACUGCCUGUAUUUAAGCAUCCACACGCCAACACUACCCCAUGAAGAUGACGAUGUUAACCUUCCAGUAAUAGUAUUUUUACAUAAUGAACAGUUCAGAAUGUCAUCUAAUAAUUCAAUUGACUAUGGUCCUGAUUUUUUUAUGAAUGAAGAGGUUAUUUUAGUUACGGUCAACCAUAGACUUGGAGCAUUAGGAUUCUUGUCUUUUGAAGAUGAUCUUUUACCUGGCAACAACGGUAUUAGAGACGUUAUUGUAGCUCUUUACUGGAUCAAAGUAAAUAUAAAUAAAUUUGGUGGUGAUCCUAAUAAAAUUACAUUAAUGGGAUACGAUGGUGGGGCCGUCAUAGUAGAUAUUUUAUUACAUACUCCAAAAGUCAGAGGAUUGUUCGUUGCUGCCAUAUUACAAAGUGGCAACCUGUGGAACUCGCUGAAUAUUGUUGACAAACGCAAGGAAAGAGCUAUCGAACUUUCUGAAAAACUAGAUGAAAAUGUUUUUACUAGUUCUAAUUUAUUAAAACGUUUGAACACAAAAUCCUCACUUGAUAUAACUGUGGCAGAGGAAAGCUGUGUUCACGCUGACGAAUCACGUGCUAUACAAGUUGGCAUACUUCCAUUUGGUCCCAUAGUUGAACAUGAGCAUUCAGGUGCUGUUUUCACAAAGAUACCUGAAGCCCCAUUUGAUAUUAAUGUUCCAGUGAUGAUUGGAUAUAAUUCCAGAGAAGGCAUAGAGGUUACUGAACGUUAUUUACAUAAGCCUCAAUACCUUACAUUUGCUGAUAGAGAUUUCCUCUUUCUUUUUCCAAUCAAAACCAAUUAUCAUUUCGAUAUUCACAGUUCUGUUUACUAUGAUGCCAUUCAAGAAGUUAAGGACUUCUACUUUGAUGAAGGGUACAUAAAAGUGAGUAAGCCUGGGGAGUUUGUAACUUACAUCGGAGACGUAAUGUCAUUUUAUCCCAUAGACUAUGGUGUGCGAAAAUACAUCAACGGAUCAAACGUUCCUGUUUAUUACUACAUGUUUGACUACAGUGGAGAGCUAAAUAAGAGAAAGAAUGAUGUUUUAUCAAAAAGUAAAAGUAUUGAUGGCACAUGGGGUGCAACUAUGGGAGAUGACCUUUGCUAUUUAUUUGUUUGUAAAUCUAUCAAAAAAAUAUAUAAGAAAGCUAUACAAGAUGAUGAUUCUGAAGAUAUGAAAAUAGUAAAUACUAUGGUAAAAAUGUGGACCAAUUUUGCUAAAACGGGAAAUCCAACACCACCAGGGGAACAAUUUGUGUGGAAACCAGCUUCAAAAAACGAAAAAAAUUGUUUAGUCAUAAAUGAGGAAUUGCAAAUGAAGAGCAAUGUUCAUCAAGAAACAGUGGACUUUUGGGAUAACUUUCUACAAAAAUAUGAAGCAAAAGCUAUUGAUGGUGUAGUUACAGAUAAUAAAAAUAAUACAAAAAAUAAAGAUGAACUGUAAAUAGAAGUGUAUGUGAAUAAUAUUUAAUC
Molecule: messenger RNA, 1846 nt
Organism: Achroia grisella
Lineage: Eukaryota; Metazoa; Arthropoda; Insecta; Lepidoptera; Pyralidae
Product: esterase E4-like
Exons: 3
Coding region: 51-1817 (588 amino acids)
Source: RefSeq, a predicted model, not a curated record